AUGCAGAAAGAUACCGAAAUGUCGACCCAUGAGGUUCUCUUGAAGCGGUUGAAUACCUGUAUAGUCACUAAAAACUAUGCGGAGUUCAAUGAGCUGCUUUCUGAAGCCCAACUACAAUUUUCAACUGCUCUUAGUUUUCACGGACAAGAAGUUACUGAAUUCUUGGCAAAUAUGAAACAAAUCAUGAGCGAAGAUUCAUACCCAGAGUUGGAUUACGAUAUGGCUGUUGAUGUGGUUGGACAGAUUGUAAGAAUGGUAUCAUUCGACCAGAUUUUGGGUGUAUUUGAAGUAGGGGACCUUAUGAAUGUCUUUAACAGUAAUGUGCCAUCGCUGAUCAAAUUGGCAUGCAGAGUUAUACAAAGAUCUGACCCUAAAGGCCUUUUCGCCGGCUCAGGACUUAUAGAUCUUCUAUUAAUCCAACUGUUUGAUACGAAAACCGAUGUAGGCGUUAUUGCGGAAAUCGAGAGUGCUCUGAAAGAGCUUAGUUGUGAUGUUUUGAUAAGAAGGCGUAUUUUAGGUGAUAAUGCUGUACUUUUGAUGCGCACUAAAACUAACUCAGAUCCUAUCUGUACGGCUAGACUUCUGGAGCUUUUGCAAAGCAUUUUUCCUUAUGCCAAUAGUGGCGAAUUAAACAACAAACUCUUCAUAUUUAGUGGGAAAAACAUUAUCGAGAGCAUCGACCGAGACAUCUUUUUAUUCAUUGCUAUCACUAAUUAUUACAGCAGACUACUUGAAGUUGUUAGAAAUAAGAAUGAGUCUGGGCAUUCCGGAGCAAGGAUACUGAAUCAUAUCUUAAACGAAGUAAUACCUACUUAUGGCAAGCUAUACAGGGAACAAGAGACACAUUUCACGGCCUGGAAUUAUGGUCGGAAAUACAUUUUCAACUUGGUGAAAGAGAUAUCGCUACUUCGAGAGUCUGAAUAUUUUCGGCUCCUCGAUGAGAAGUAUCUGCAUAUAACCGCAUCAAAUCCAGAUUUCCUAGAAUUUUUGAAAUUUGUCAAUCCGGCAUACUUAAUUGAAAAUCAAGGAAAAGCUAUUAUGGAUAUGCUCAGAGUCACCCCUUCUCAUCUAGCUGUCUUCAGAAACCUAAUCUCAAAUGAAAGUUCGUUUAAUACCAUAAAAGAAAAAUUGAAUGCUGAUCGCAUACUUGAAAUGCCGUAUAUUGAGCAGAUGGUACUCUUACAGAAGCUCACGAGCUAUGACUACUCCGCUUACUACUUACUCAACAACUUGUCGAAGGUCAUGUCCAACGUUGUGGAUGAUAAAGCGGGACGCAUAACGGAACCAGAAACGUUCGAACUCAGACGUGAAGUACUUGAGAAUCUAUUGCUUCUGCCGAAUGACUUUUUAAACGUUUGGGCAGAUCCCAUAAAAAAAUCAUAUCGCGGUAUUACAACCGGAUCAGAGGAUCACGGCUCUUUUGCUGAAGUCGCAGACGUUUAUUUAUAA
This is a messenger RNA of Lachancea nothofagi CBS 11611, 1449 nucleotides long. The record is from the annotation of a GenBank genome assembly. NCBI's taxonomy places the organism in Eukaryota, Fungi, Ascomycota, Saccharomycetes, Saccharomycetales, Saccharomycetaceae.